GGUGGCUAAGCAUCCCUGGAGGCUCAGAGCCCCAUGGGAGCUUGCCCACAUUAUGGGCCCAGCCCCUCAGCCCCCUGACACUGCUGGGGUCCAGGAGUCUGGCCUGCUUAUGUCUAAGGGGGUCUCUCCUGGAACUUCUGGUUCUUCCUCCUUCACCCUCCUUGUCCCCUGCCUGGCAUUCUGGGGACAAUGAGCCAUCAGCAUGAACCCCUGGGAAUCCCAUUAACCCCAGCACUCGUCUUCAGGAAUGAUGGUGACAGAAUCAGAUGGGGAGGGAGGCCACCAUGGUGAGGCCCCAUCCUGUCCUACCCUUCACCAUGAAACCAGCUCAGGCUUGAGGCCGGUGCUGGCCAGGGCUCUGGGUAAGGCGCUAGGAACGAGGCAGCUGUGGGCCCCUGUGGGCCCUGGGGUCUCACCUGACAGUCAGCCCAGGGCUCAGAUCCUGGCACAGCCCCCAGUGAGAUGCCACCUGCCACCAGGAUGUCAGGCCAGGUCCUCGCCACCGCCACCAGAACUCUGGCUUUGCUUCUCCCCAGCCAGGCCUGGUCCCCUGCCUGCUCUCCUGGGUCCCCUCUUCCCCUCACAUGACACUAGCAGUCCCCCUGUUUUGUGUCUCUGCACCCCUCUGGCUAUCAUGCUCCCUCUCUCUGCUCCUUGUAAAAGAAACUUCUGGAAAGUGGGCCUCACUCCCUGUCUCCAGUGGCCACCCCUCUGUCCUCAGCAGCCUUGCUUUUGAAGGCUUCUGGUCCCCCUGGGCCUUGCCCCCGUGCAGGUUAAGCUGUACGACCCGGCAAAUCUUGGGGACCAGCAGGCCAUGGGGCCGGGAUGUGGCCAAGCCCAGUGGCUGUCUCGGAUGCACUGGACUGGUCACUGUGCGGAGCUGGAGAUGUCUUCCCAGGCCAGAAGAGUCACCCUUCGCAGAGGGCCCCAGAGAAACCAGGCUGUCAUCCCCACCCCUUUGAUUGGUUUGGCGGACAACGCCAAUGACUUGGACAAGCGCAGGCAGAUCUAUGGGCAGAACUUCAUCCCCCCCAAGCAACCCAAGACCUUCCUGCAGCUGGUGUGGGAGGCCCUGCAGGAUGUGACACUCAUCAUCCUGGAGGUGGCUGCCAUCGUGUCCCUGGGCCUCUCCUUCUAUGCACCGCCUGGAGAGGAGAGUGAAGCCUGCGGGAAUGUGUCUGGCGGGGCGGAAGACGAGGGUGAAGCAGAGGCCGGCUGGAUCGAGGGGGCCGCCAUCUUGCUGUCUGUCAUUUGCGUGGUGCUGGUCACAGCCUUCAAUGACUGGAGCAAGGAGAAGCAGUUUCGAGGCCUGCAGAGUCGCAUUGAGCAGGAGCAGAAGUUCACGGUCAUCCGGAACGGGCAACUCCUCCAGGUCCCCGUGGCUGCACUGGUGGUAGGGGACAUUGCCCAGGUCAAGUAUGGAGACCUACUGCCCGCUGAUGGUGUGCUCAUCCAGGGCAAUGACCUCAAGAUCGACGAGAGCUCCCUGACAGGCGAGUCAGACCACGUGCGCAAGUCAGCUGACAAAGACCCCAUGCUGCUGUCAGGCACUCAUGUCAUGGAAGGUUCGGGAAGAAUGGUGGUGACAGCUGUUGGUGUGAACUCCCAGACAGGCAUCAUCUUCACCUUGCUGGGAGCUGGCGGAGAGGAGGAGGAAAAGAAGGAUAAGAAAGGCAAGCAGCAGGAUGGGGCGAUGGACAGUAGCCAGACCAGAGCCAAGAAGCAGGAUGGGGCAGUCGCCAUGGAAAUGCAGCCCCUGAAGAGCGCAGAGGGCGGGGAGACGGAGGAGCGGGAGAAGAAGAAAGCCAGCGUGCCCAAGAAGGAGAAGUCGGUCCUGCAGGGCAAGCUCACGAAGCUGGCCGUGCAGAUUGGGAAAGCAGGGCUGGUGAUGUCCGCCAUCACUGUCAUCAUCCUGGUCCUCUACUUUGUCAUCGAGACCUUUGUUGUGGAUGGCCGAGUGUGGCUGGCAGAGUGCACACCGGUCUACGUGCAGUACUUUGUGAAGUUCUUCAUCAUCGGCGUCACUGUGCUGGUUGUGGCUGUCCCCGAGGGCCUGCCUCUUGCUGUCACCAUCUCCUUGGCUUACUCUGUCAAGAAAAUGAUGAAGGACAACAACCUGGUCCGCCACCUGGACGCCUGCGAGACCAUGGGCAAUGCCACGGCCAUCUGCUCAGACAAGACGGGCACGCUCACCACCAACCGCAUGACCGUGGUCCAGUCCUACCUAGGAGACACCUACUACAAGGAGAUUCCAGCCCCCAGCGCCCUGACCCCCAAGAUCCUUGACCUCCUGGUCCAUGCCAUCUCCAUCAACAGUGCCUACACCACCAAAAUACUACCUCCAGAGAAGGAAGGCGCCCUCCCACGCCAAGUGGGCAAUAAGACUGAGUGCGCUCUGCUGGGCUUCAUGCUGGACCUGAAGCGGGACUUCCAGCCCGUGCGGGAGCAGAUUCCGGAAGAUAAGCUUUACAAAGUGUACACCUUCAACUCGGUCCGCAAGUCCAUGAGCACGGUCAUCCACAAGCCUGACGGCGGCUUUCGCCUCUUCAGCAAGGGGGCCUCAGAGAUCCUGCUCAAAAAGUGCACCAACAUCUUAAACAGCAACGGGGAACUCCGGAGCUUCCGUCCCCGGGACCGGGAUGACAUGGUGAAGAAGGUCAUCGAGCCGAUGGCUUGUGACGGCCUGCGCACCAUCUGCGUCGCCUACCGAGACUUCUCUGCAGGCCAGGAGCCCGACUGGGACAACGAGAAUGAGGUGGUGGGUGACCUCACCUGCAUAGCUGUCGUGGGCAUCGAGGACCCCGUGCGGCCUGAGGUCCCUGAAGCUAUCCGCAAAUGCCAGCGUGCUGGCAUCACGGUCCGCAUGGUGACCGGAGACAACAUCAACACAGCCCGGGCCAUUGCGGCCAAGUGCGGCAUCAUCCAGCCUGGAGAAGACUUCCUAUGCUUGGAGGGGAAGGAGUUCAACCGGAGGAUUCGCAAUGAGAAAGGAGAGAUAGAACAGGAGCGACUGGACAAGGUGUGGCCCAAGCUGAGGGUGCUGGCCCGGUCAUCUCCUACCGACAAGCACACUCUGGUCAAAGGGAUUAUUGACAGCACCACAGGUGAGCAGCGGCAGGUGGUGGCAGUGACUGGGGAUGGCACCAAUGAUGGGCCAGCCCUCAAGAAGGCGGACGUGGGCUUUGCCAUGGGCAUCGCAGGGACUGAUGUGGCCAAGGAGGCCUCUGACAUCAUUUUGACCGAUGACAACUUCACCAGCAUUGUCAAGGCGGUCAUGUGGGGCCGAAACGUCUACGACAGCAUCUCCAAAUUCCUGCAGUUCCAGUUGACAGUCAACGUAGUAGCUGUGAUCGUGGCCUUCACAGGCGCCUGCAUUACUCAGGACUCCCCUCUCAAGGCUGUGCAGAUGUUGUGGGUGAACCUGAUCAUGGACACCUUUGCCUCUCUGGCCCUGGCGACAGAGCCCCCAACAGAGUCACUGCUGCUGCGGAAGCCAUAUGGCCGCGACAAGCCCCUCAUCUCACGCACCAUGAUGAAGAACAUCCUGGGCCACGCAGUCUACCAGCUCACCAUCAUCUUCACACUGCUCUUUGUCGGGGAGCUCUUCUUUGACAUUGACAGCGGGAGGAACGCACCACUGCACUCGCCACCCUCCGAGCACUACACCAUCAUCUUCAACACCUUCGUCAUGAUGCAGCUCUUCAACGAGAUCAACGCCCGCAAGAUCCAUGGCGAGCACAACGUCUUCGACGGCAUCUUCAGCAACCCCAUCUUCUGCACCAUCGUGCUGGGCACCUUUGGGAUUCAGAUCGUCAUCGUCCAGUUCGGCGGGAAGCCCUUCAGCUGCUCCCCGCUCUCCACGGAACAGUGGCUCUGGUGCCUGUUCGUCGGCAUUGGGGAGCUGGUCUGGGGACAGGUCAUUGCCACCAUCCCCACCAGCCAGCUCAAGUGCCUGAAGGAGGCAGGCCACGGGCCGGGCAAGGCCGAGAUGACUGACGAGGAGCUGGCAGAGGGGGAGGAGGAGAUCGACCACGCCGAGCGCGAGCUGCGCAGGGGCCAGAUCCUCUGGUUCCGCGGCCUCAACCGGAUCCAGACGCAGAUGGAGGUAGUGAGUACCUUCAAGAGAAGCGGGUCAUUUCAGGGUGCUGUGCGCCGGCGGUCUUCGGUCCUCAGCCAGCUCCAUGACAUCCGGGUGGUGAAAGCGUUCCGUAGCUCACUCUAUGAAGGCCUGGAGAAACCAGAAUCCAAGAGCUCCAUCCAUAACUUCAUGGCAACGCCUGAGUUUCUGAUCAAUGACUACACCCGCAACAUCCCACUCAUCGAUGACACGGACGUGGACGAGAACGAGGAGCGCCUGCGCGCUGCCCUGCCUCCAUCCCCCAACCAGAACAACAACGCCAUAGACAGCGGCAUCUACCUGACCACGCAUGCCACCAAGUCAGCUACCUCUUCAGCCUUCUCUUCCAGGCCCGGGAGCCCCCUCCACAGCAUGGAGACGUCACUCUAACCAGGACUCCUUUUGGUACACGCAUUCGGACUCACAUGCAGUUGCACACGCGUGCAUACAUGCACGUGAGCGCGCGCACACACACACACACACACACACACACAGAGGGCAGCCCACACACCUGCCAAGAGGGAGACCACUACAGUGACUGAAGACUUUUUUUGGCAUGGCGUUUGCAAGAAGCCAAAUCCAUUCAAUAAGGGUGUAGUCAGUCAGCCUUCUCAUCUCAGACAGAGGAGGAGUGGGGGGUGUCGGAGAAGAGGCGGAGAAGCUUCUUCCCCAGGUGGGAGGAAGAAAGUCAUGAAGAGACCUGCGCUCCCCACCUUUUACCUAUAGAUGCAUCUUUUUUAACGAGCACGGCAGUUAAAUCGAGUGUGCACCACUUGGGCUGUGCAUUGGGCAGGGCAGCUCUGGGCUUAUUGGGUGCUCUGUUACACCUGAAAAGGAGCAAUCAGCUCAACACAUAGGCACCACAACCAGGCGGGCCCUCCGCAGGGUCCAGGAGGGUGGCACUGCUCAUACAGGUCACCAGAGGGAGCCACCUGCAAACGUACCUGCAACCACGAAACAACUGACCUGAGUGCACAUGGCCCAACUGCAGACCACAGUGUGUGCGUGUGCGUAUAUGUGUGUGUGUGUGUCUAUAUGCAUACACAUACAUAUACGACAAGAUGCAUAGUUCAAGAAUAAGGAGCUCUUUAUUGGCAUGAUAUUUCCAUUCCUCUUACCAGGUGUUUUCCUUUUGAGAUUUCAUUAUUGAAUGUAGGAGGUUUUUUUCAGGGACACAGCUGCAAGAAUAUUUUCCUCCCUAGCCCCAUGCCCCUCAGGACCCCCUGUGCCACUGCUGCCCACAGCUCAGCCCUCAUGAGAUGCCCAAGGAGGAGGUGUGGGGAGGGAUGCUCAAGGCCGGGAGGCCUUGCCAUGGGAACAUUUGCACUUCCAGACCCUGCAUCAAGGAGAAAAACCUUGCCGUGGGAUUGUCACUGCAAAGCAAAAUACCGGUCUCGAUGAGCAUGGUACCCUCCCUUAGACAUUUCAACCGCAAGUCCUGCAUUCUGGCAGACACAGGAAGCUGCCAACGCCCCAAGCUGGAGAGUGUGAAGCACCCAGUGCUGGGGGUGGCCACACCCAUCCUGUCUGCUGCAAGGGUGGGGCCAGAACCCACUGUGGGUCUCUGGAGCAGAGGUGGUCUGCCCCCAUGCCAGGAGCCCGCCUAGGGCCCAAUCAAGACCCCACCACUCUCGGCACCCUGGCUGGACGUGCACUUCGUGUUCUGGCAAUGCCAGGAAGUGCUGACCAGGCCACUCCACUGCGUGCUGCAGCCUGGGAAGUGCCACCCACCGGAGCUCACUUCCAAGCCUGGUCUUCUCAUCUGGAGGACAAAUGUGAAGGCAUGGCCCUGAGUCUGUGCCACUUCCAGCAACAGCAGAGAAGCCACGCCUCGUGGAGCAAUGACAUUUCAUUGCUGUCACCGUCACUCUUAUCACACCAGGGGCUCUUCUAAGCCCACUGUGGCGGAGUGUGGGUGCAGCAGUGCUCAGGCCCACCCAGGCAGGUGGGGCUUUUGGGAGGCACCUCUCCUGGCGGUGUGACACUUAGCAUGCCAAGCCUCAGUUUCUCCAGGAUGAGUGAUAACCUGAAAGGAGAAGGCAGGGAAGGCAGAGGUAGAGGGCCCUGAUGUCUGCUGUCCUCCUGUCCCCCAGGAAACAGGCCUCUUCCCCAUGGAUUGCCAAGUCUCCCUCUGCCCCCAGGUCUGCCGCAGUGAUGUCAGUGAAAUGGGCAGCACCUUGCCAUGAGCUUCCUUGAGCUUCUGAGCUCCCGGCUGUCAUGCUUUGUAGGGCUUGGGCUCAGCUGCAGAUUGACACCCUCAGGAGCUGGGCCUGUCACCCACACACACCCUGCAUCACCUCCCUAGCAUCUGCCCAAAGCCAAAUGGAAAUGUGCUUGGUGACCACCAUUCACACGAAAGCUGUCACCCCUGAGCAGUAGUCGAAUCUCGGGCAAAAGGAUUUUGGUUUGAAAGCAAAUCCCACUUUAAAAUGCCAGCUACAGAUAACUUAAAGCCAUCCCUUUUUUCUAAAGGGCACAUUGAGAAUGUUACCCAUUUGUAAAUUGUCCCCUCAUGUCCUUGUUUAAACCGCCACAACCUGAAAGGCAACUCAAUUUCUGGAGGGUCUUUGUGUUCCAAAUCAUGUGUCAGUCCGAGGGUCAGCUGGAGAUGGCCACGCUCCUGGGCUUCUUCCCAUCCUCCAUUGUAGACAUCGAUAGAGCAAACCCUCACUGGCACCGCGUCCUGUCGCCUGGUGCAAAUGUUGCCCGUGUGGUCCCUAGGGUGCCUUUGAGCUGGGCCGUGGGGUACGCAGAAGGGGCACGGAGGACUCGUGAUCUUUCACUCUGGUUCUUGUACAGUCUUCAGGCCGAGGGACUGUCUCAUCCGGAGGCCCCUCUUUCUAAGCAUUAUAUUAUCCAGAAUGGCUUGGUCAACUGUGUUCAGUUAAUAAAUGUUUUACAUUUUUAUCUGCCUAUUAUAAAGAUGAACAAAAAUAUCUUAAUGAGGAAGACCACAGAUGCUUACCAAUCUAAAGUCUGUAGCUGAAUUUCCUAAUUUAAAGAAUAGACCAAAAUCUCUGUGUAUAAAAAAAAAAAUGAAAGGCUCUUACAACCGUG
Messenger RNA from Heterocephalus glaber (naked mole-rat), 7174 nucleotides. It is a transcript of the gene Atp2b3, whose product is annotated as ATPase plasma membrane Ca2+ transporting 3. Gene Ontology annotation, cellular component: intracellular membrane-bounded organelle; plasma membrane. The record is from RefSeq and is a predicted model, not a curated record. NCBI's taxonomy places the organism in Eukaryota, Metazoa, Chordata, Mammalia, Rodentia, Bathyergidae. Gene Ontology annotation, molecular function: ATP hydrolysis activity; PDZ domain binding; ATP binding. Gene Ontology annotation, biological process: calcium ion transmembrane transport; regulation of cytosolic calcium ion concentration.